CGGGGGAGGCGCCGCGGGGAUGCCCAAAAGGCGGUACCCCUUCGGACCCGCGGGGGCCCCGCUGCAGCUCAAGGUCCGCCUGGGCACCAAGGAGCUCAGCCGAGGCCUCUUCGGAGAGCGCUGCACCCCCGACAUCUUCGAGAAGACGAAGCAGCUUUUAUUCCAAGGGGCCCAGGCCUACAUGGACCACAUGUGGGAUGGGAGCCCAGCGGGGAACUGCGCCGUCCUCCACCUCCCCGAAGAACCCCCCAAAGUCGGGCCCGGGACGGCGACGGCGGGAGCAGGCGGUCUGAGCGGCCAGAUGGUCAUCGGGCAGGACGGCAGGCUGCUCCGGAGGUGCUUGCAGGCCGCUCUCACCGAUCCAUCGGUGGGAGUGUCCAAAGCGUGUUCCUUCUGCGUGCGGACCGUGGACGGGAAAGAGGCCUGCGGCCAGUGUGACCGCUCCAUGUGCCAGAACUGCGUCAAGACCUGCGUCUCCUGCAGCGCAACCACCUGCCCUCUGUGCUCCGUGGCAGACAACGGUGACGUUGGCGAAAAGAUUCUCUGCAGUGGCUGUGCCAUGUUUGAAGCUUAAACCAUCUAUUAGUUUGGACUGUCUCGGCUCCUCAGGUGCCUGAACGCUUCCAGUGACUCCGUCUGUGCCCGGACAGUUACUCGGAACGGCCGCGCUUCUAGUUUGGGGGGGGCGGGGGAUUGGAGAGUUUAAGGGAGGUCUCUAGGCUUGUGGGUUUUCUGUUUUAUACUUCGAAAUAGAAUAAAAUCUUUUAUAUUGUGAUCGCUGCAGAGGA
Molecule: messenger RNA, 788 nt
Organism: Tachyglossus aculeatus (Australian echidna)
Lineage: Eukaryota; Metazoa; Chordata; Mammalia; Monotremata; Tachyglossidae
Gene: SIVA1
Product: SIVA1 apoptosis inducing factor
Exons: 4
Coding region: 20-574 (184 amino acids)
Biological process (GO): extrinsic apoptotic signaling pathway
Molecular function (GO): CD27 receptor binding
Source: RefSeq, a predicted model, not a curated record